AUGACGUCCAAUACCACUGUCGAUGUCCUGCACCCGUACCCUGUUGGUGAUCUAAUCACUAUAGGUGAAGCUGCUACUCAGUUCAAUGGUCGAGGAUCUUUGCUGAAGAUCAAGUUCCUACCUGUUGUGAACUUUGCUGGGAAUCUUGUGCAGUUGGGCGACUCUCUUACUUAUUUGUCCAACACCGAAGAGGAGGGGUCGGGAGUUCUGGCUCCAAGAACACGGGCUGUUAACGAAUUCCUGGAACCUGUACGUGAUAAGAUUGCUGAACUGUUGGUCGGACCGUACAUCAAGUAUGUGACUACUGUCCAUCAAACAGAGCCUGGGACCUGGGGACCUUCUGCCAACCGGAAAUUCUUCAACCUGAUUACGAGUUCUAGUCGUAACCUGCAGCUAACCUUGUCAUUGGAGAAAUACCUCAAUACUUCCAUAAGCGGAAAGAGUAUCGGAGACCCUAUUACCUCAGGCACAUUGAACUUUCAGUUGGAAUUUGACAAGAUCGGUCUUACUCGGGAGAACAUUAAGUUUCGUUUCACAAAGUACAUCAGCACUCUUAUCCUAAAGGUUCUUGUUUUACGUGCUACCCUGGCUAACAACUACGACGCCGCUUUUCAGUUGACCGAGUCUACGACUCUGAACUUCUCCACACUGUUUGAGUUGGUAUCGUCUCCGGGUAUGCUUGGUGGACUAUCAGACGUCAGCGUGUUUAAUGGCGUGUAUUCUGCUACCCAUGAGUUUGCUAGAGAAGCUUCUGCCAUUGUAUGGGGAGAAAGGGAUGAUGAGGUGUUGCGGCAGGAGCGGGGACGGUGUGUAGGUUCGAAGACGAAACGCCCUAAUCUAUAUCUCCCUAGUUCCUACUUUGUCCCCAUACCUGAAGACAAUGUAGGCCAGUGUGUGUACAUUGCACUUGCAUGGCAGUUGUUGCUGCAGUACGUGCAACGGUACUCGACUAAACGCAUCAAUCCUGACGCGCGUCAUCUGAUUCAGUUAAAGACGAAAGACGGUGAGCCUUACCAUGAUACGGUGUGGAGUGUAUUGGAAUUGCUGCAACCUGUUCGAUUCCCGCCGCUGAGGAUGUUGGAAACACACAUAGCGCCUGAUAACGCAGGGACGCCUCAUUCCAUUCAUAAGGAGUGGUGUAAGCCGGAGAUCGAUUUCAUUGUCGACUGGCUUGUCAGAGAGUUUAUGCCUGAGCGACCGUGCUGGUUGAAAUUGGAACAUGUGGAGACGUUGGUGGAACGUAUUAAUGUUAAGAUGGAGGUGUAUAAACGCAGUGUUAAUGUGUUUAUGAUCUCAGGUGCCGAACUACACAUUCCCACGGUUGAAGGAAGAACGGCAAAGGUACAAGGAUAA
Sphaeroforma arctica JP610 is the source of this 1353-nucleotide messenger RNA. RefSeq lists its product as hypothetical. The record is from RefSeq and is a predicted model, not a curated record. The coding region runs from base 1 to 1353 and encodes 450 amino acids. The transcript has 2 exons. Lineage: Eukaryota; Ichthyosporea; Ichthyophonida.